GGUAAGAUUUUUAUUAUGCAUCUUCCUAAACCAGAAUUUGUACAUAUCCAUUUCCAUUAUUCUUUCUCAAUUCCAGGAACUACCCCAGAAACGGGGAGAAUCUUUGAGGGGAUUGAGAGCAAAUUUUCUUUAAGGACACCUGCCAUACCCGACGAGGACAUCUGCUACUUGGUACCUGGCCAAAAAGACUCACUGGCACACUGCAGCUUUAACCACACCAGCAAAACCUUCCUGGUGAUCCAUGGAUGGACGGUAACUGGGAUGUAUGAGAGCUGGGUGCCAAAACUGGUGGAUGCUCUGUAUAAGAGAGAGCCUGACUCUAAUGUCAUUAUUGUAGAUUGGCUAACUAGAGCCCAGCAACACUAUCCAAUAUCUGCUGCAUACACUAAACUGGUAGGAAAGGAUGUGGCCACUUUUAUCGACUGGAUGGAGGAGCAAUUCAACUACCCUUUUGAAAAUGUCCAUUUGCUGGGGUACAGUCUGGGAGCACAUGCAGCUGGGAUUGCUGGAAGUCUGACCAAAAAAAAGAUUAACAGAAUUACUGGUUUAGAUCCAGCUGGUCCUACCUUUGAAUAUGCUGAUGCGCCUAUGCGCCUAUCCCCAGAUGAUGCUGAAUUUGUUGAUGUCUUACACACUUACACAAGGGGGUCCCCAGACCGGAGCAUUGGGAUACAGCAGCCAGUUGGGCAUAUUGAUAUCUAUCCUAAUGGAGGAAGCUUCCAGCCAGGCUGUAACUUAGGAGAAGCUCUGCGCCUCAUUGCAGAAAAAGGCUUUGGAGAUAUGGAUCAGCUCGUGAAAUGCUCUCAUGAACGUUCCAUCCAUCUCUUCAUUGACUCUCUGCUGUAUGAGGAAAAGCCAAGCAUGGCCUAUCGCUGUCAAACAAAGGAAGCCUUUGAAAAGGGGCUUUGUUUAAGCUGCAGGAAGAACCGCUGCAACAAUAUGGGUUAUCAGGUCCAUAAAGUGAGAACCAAGAGAAACAGUAAGAUGUAUCUGAAGACACGGUCUCAGGCACCCUAUAAAGUUUUUCAUUACCAGGUCAAGAUCCAUUUUUUUGGAAAGGAGACUGUAACUAAGACAAAUCAGCCACUCCUCAUUUCUCUGUAUGGCACAACAGAUGAGAGAGAGAACAUUGCCUUUAUACUACCUGAAAUUUCCACAAACAAGACCUACUCCUUUCUGGUUUACACAGAGGUGGAUAUUGGUGACUUACUUAGGCUGAGUCUGCAGUGGGAGAAAGACUCUUUUUUCAGUUGGACAGAAUGGUGGACCUCCUUCACAUUUGACAUCCACAGAGUGCGAGUGAAGGCUGGAGAAACCCAGAAAAAGAUGGUGUUCUGUUCUCAGGAUGGAGUUGCUCAUCUCCAAAAGGGAGAGAAAGCUGUAAUGUUUGUGAAAUGCCUUGGUAACCCUGUCCGCAGAAGGAAAGCGGGGCUGAGAACUGAGUGAAUGUGGGGACAGACUGUGCUGGACUGUGGAUAAUAGAGCUUGUACUUGGGGCAAAUUGCAGAGCUAUCACUACCUACUUAGCCUUAGCUGUGACCCAUAAAUGUGUAUAUAUAAUUACUCUAUUCAUCCUGCAAUAAACUUUCAGUGGUAGGAGAUGCUAGCAUGCUCAGUGUCCAAUGCAGAUAUUUUAAAAUUAAUCAGUAACAAUGUCUCUAAAACAAAACUGUUUAACCUCUGA
Messenger RNA from Gavialis gangeticus (Gharial), 1684 nucleotides. RefSeq names its product lipoprotein lipase (gene LPL). The transcript is spliced from 9 exons. Gene Ontology annotation, molecular function: lipoprotein lipase activity; apolipoprotein binding. Bases 16 to 1446 code for a protein of 476 amino acids. Lineage: Eukaryota; Metazoa; Chordata; Crocodylia; Gavialidae. The record is from RefSeq and is a predicted model, not a curated record. Gene Ontology annotation, biological process: lipid metabolic process.